AUGGAGGGCGACCCUCGCUUCCGGCAACAGUUUGCUCGCGAUUUCCGGGUUGUGGAAGAGGACCCUAGCGAUGCCGAUGCAUCAGCGAUCCCGAAUUUGCAGGUCACUGAUACCGAAUUGAACGCUCUGCAGUCCCGAUUUCUUGAUGGGACCCCUAACCCUGAGGGCAUGACUGAUCUGGAGUAUAUGCCGCGUAGCGCGCAGACUCACCACCAGAUGCCACUGCCUUCCAUUCGCAGGACCCCUAUCGACGAAUUCAACCGUUCCCAGCCGCUGCUAACGCUCGCGUUCCCUACCCUCUACCCUGACGGCAAGGCCGACUUCGUGGAGCCUCGCCUACGGAGCAUCACGUACCAGGACUACCUUGGCCAUGCGAUGAGAUGGCAUGACGGACGUUUUGCCCGCCAUAAGACGUGGCCUUUCGUCGCCCUCAACACGCUGUUACAGGAAGCGAUGGCUGAGCCUGACGAGCCAGAGGCUCAGGACCUGAUCCAGUCGAUCACGCGCCAAGCCGCGGUAAUCAGGGGCACCCGGCCACCUGGCCUUUUCGUUACUGCAAAGUGGAAAGCAGCUCCUGAGGCGGCGCGCAUGGUCCUGUCCCGGCAACUACUGCGAGACAACGCCCACAUCGCCGCUUACCACUUCCAUAAGCGUUAUACGCUGUUUAGGACUAUUGUCCUGAAGCAGAAGUUCAACCUAACGGACUUUUGGGGCCGUUACGAGUGGCAGGGCAGGGGUUCCAUCCGGGAGCAAUUCGCCCGCAUCUGGGGAUAUCACGUAUCUGCUGUCAACCCAGAGCCUCAGCGAAUACAGGCGCCUGGGGAAGGGAAUCCCCUGAUCGCACUGGAACUUCAGGGCGAGAGGAACGAUGGCCAGAUUAACCACUACAACCGCUUGCUUACCGUUGCGUGGCUAGCCAAUACAGACGUUUCGCCCUGCACGAGCCUCCAGCAGGUAAUCGAUUACGCGGCCAAAUACUGCUCCAAGUCGGAAAAGAAGAGCGAGUCUUUUGCCCAGAUUGGGAAGGCUUUGAUGUCCCGGGUCAAGGACCACAACCCCCUGAUUUCCUUCACGUCAAAGCUCCUCAAUCAGCUGGUUGCUGAGCGGGAUUACUCUAAGCAGGAGGUCAGCCACUUGCUCCUCGGCCUGCCGUUACAGGAAGGCUCACGAACCUGCCUGUUGAUGAUCUCCUCACAUUUGACGGCCAGCUUUUUGGUUCUCACGCUGAGGCCUUCUCCUAUUGUUGGCAGCACCACAGUCAUGGUGAUGACCAUUAUGGUCGGCCAAAAGAGGCUCGAUCACAGCCUCAAGAUGAUCAAUACGAGGCUCUGCCUGUGGAGGAAGAAUUUGAUGAUGAAGACUGGAUUCGCCUCGCCGCCCUUUUACCUGGGAACCCCCUUACCCAGGAAGAUCUUGACCUUCUUGGCCGCCGUGAUAUCGACGUCAAUUACGACUGGACACGGCAUCCACCCCAUGGCCAACGAUGUGGAGGUCCUUGGCCCUCACUGGCGUAAUACGCUGAAUCCGCAACAACGGCUCGUGUACGACACAUUCAUGGGUCACUUCCAGGCGAAAAAUCCUACUCAAAUCCUUGUCCACGUUGAUGGUGGUGGUGGCACCGGCAAGUCGUUCCUUAUCAAGUCCCGCCUACGGCACGUCAAAUACCUCGUGAUCGAUGAAAAGAGCAUGCUGGGGAUUGAGCAGCUCGCGCGGAUCGAUUCCCGUCUGCGACAGGCCUUUCCACAGCGUAGCCUCGAGUUCUUUGGUGGUAUGAGCGUCUUGCUUGUGGGCGAUUUCUUCCAGUUACCACCAGUCCGGCAAAAGCCCCUGUAUUCGACUAGCACCAGCCUGUCUGCGUUGGAAAGGAGAGGGCAUGUGGCCUACCGGUUAUUUGAUCGCACCGUCUUCCUGACCACGGUACAGCGCCAGGCUGGUGAUGAUCAGGCCCAGUUCCGUCAGGCGUUGCAGGAACUGCGUGAAGUCAAGUUAUCCAUACCGUCCUGGAACCUCCUUAGCAGUCGGGUACAGGCCAGGCUAACGCAGAGCGAGGUUGACAGCUUCAAGGCCGCUUUGCGGGUGUAUUCUACAAGGGCGCGGGUGGAGGCAAAGAAUCAGGGCAAGGGCGCGGGGCAGGCACCAAGCGACAAUGCUGGCAAUCUAUCUAACAAGUUCCCCAUUGCUAAGGGCGCCAGGGCGCCGAACCAUGGAAGAUCCCCGGCCGUUAUUAUGGUGGACUUUGAUAGCUACGACGGACCGCCAUAUCUAACAACUAACGAGGGCAGGAAAAUCUCACCCAUCCUCCCAGUCAGGCGAGACUUCCUUGUGGGCAACGAGACCUGCGCUCGCACGCAGUUUCCCCUGAUUGUGGCGUUUGCCAUCACUGUUCAUAAAUGCCAGAGCCUAACGAAGGAUCAAAUAGUUACUGAUCUCGCUACACGCGACUUCCAGGCCGGGAUUAGCUAUGUUGCUGUCUCACGGGUUACGUCGCUGCAAGGCUUACUCCUCGAGGCGCCUUUCGAUCGUCAGAGCCUCUAUAACCACACGCCGACGGAAGGGAUGAAGAUGCGCCUCGCUGACCAACAACGGCGUCAGGGUCAACAGCUGACCGACGCACCAUAUACACCACGCUACCUUGACUAA
Hirsutella rhossiliensis is the source of this 2640-nucleotide messenger RNA. RefSeq names its product PIF1-like helicase domain-containing protein. The coding region runs from base 1 to 2640 and encodes 879 amino acids. Gene Ontology annotation, biological process: telomere maintenance; DNA repair. The transcript is spliced from 13 exons. NCBI's taxonomy places the organism in Eukaryota, Fungi, Ascomycota, Sordariomycetes, Hypocreales, Ophiocordycipitaceae. The record is from RefSeq and is a predicted model, not a curated record. Gene Ontology annotation, molecular function: DNA helicase activity.